This is a messenger RNA of Stylophora pistillata, 777 nucleotides long. RefSeq lists its product as uncharacterized. The record is from RefSeq and is a predicted model, not a curated record. Lineage: Eukaryota; Metazoa; Cnidaria; Anthozoa; Scleractinia; Pocilloporidae.
CUUGUUACUACGAGGGAAGUCGUUCGACAUGUUUUGAGGGUUUUUGAUCCUGAAGGGGUGGAGCAUAGGUCACAGCAUAGACUACGACGACGAAUUUACAGGUGUAAAGGACCAAAUUACUUAUGGCACAUUGACGGCUACGACAAACUAAAACCGUUUGGAUUCUGCAUUCAUGGUGCAAUUGAUGGCUUUAGUCGAAGGAUCCUAUGGCUGGAGGUUGCAUCUUCGAACAACGACCCUCGUAUAGUAGCUCAAUAUUUCUUAGACUAUGCAAGACAGUUAGGAGGUACGGCAAGGAUUGUAGGUGGAGAUAGGGGAUCUGAGAACAGAAACUUAGCAGCUAUUCAGCGUUUCUUUCGGCGGUCCAUAAAUGACGACUUUGCAGGUGAUAAAAGUUUCAUGUAUGGGAAAUCUACAGCAAACCAAAGAAUUGAAGCAUGGUGGGGACGUUUGAGGCAAGGAUGUGCAGAAUGGUGGAUUACAUUUUUUAAGGACUUGAGAGAUUGUGGUUUGUAUCACGAUGAUGAUAUAAUACAUCGCCAAUGCCUGAAGUUCUUUUUCAUGGAUGUCAUACAAAGUGAACUACACAGAGCUGCACUGGAAUGGAAUGUUCACCGAAUUCGGCCGUAUAGCAAUGUGGAAUCUCCGUCAGGAAAGCCAGAUGUAUUAUACUUCGUUCCAGCAUCAGCUGAGAGUCAAGAUUACAUGACUCCUGUUGACAUCGACGAAAUCGAAAUCGCACAGGAUACGUGUGCCGAGCAACCACAAGCGAAAUGA